This is a messenger RNA of Cladophialophora psammophila CBS 110553, 522 nucleotides long. RefSeq lists its product as uncharacterized. The transcript has 2 exons. NCBI's taxonomy places the organism in Eukaryota, Fungi, Ascomycota, Eurotiomycetes, Chaetothyriales, Herpotrichiellaceae. The coding region runs from base 1 to 522 and encodes 173 amino acids. The record is from RefSeq and is a predicted model, not a curated record.
AUGAUUGCGACAGUGUUUAUGUUUCGGUCAUCGUGGCACUCACAAGGUACGAAUAAAGCAAAGACGGGCUACAACACCGAGUCUACGGAAUGGCCAUCGAUUGAGGAUUUAGAUAUCGUCAAAAGCCUGAUCGAUAAGUUCUUCAAUCUGCUGGACAACGAUAGUUCAGCCGUUGGCGAUAUUCUAGCCGAUGAAAUAUUUUCAAGCGAUGCAAGAUCGGGGUUUGGGGGUCAUUUCUUCGUGGGAUCAGAACAAAUCAGGGAAUCAAGAGACAGUGCUUGGGCCGCUGUGAAAGCUCGAAGACACUUGAUUAACAAGGUCUAUGUAAGCGAUUCAAAAGCGGACGACCUUCUCUUCAUCGGGCAUGUUACUAUGAACCUGCGCAAUGGCAAAGAGGUGGCCGGAGAAUUUACGGGCCGUGUCAAGAUCGCCAACCCAGGGCAGAGCCCACGACUGUCGCUCUAUCAACUUUGGGCCGUACAAAGUCCAAGAAUUUUUCGUAACCAUCCUGCUAACAUAUAA